ACUACGAAAUCUCACAUUUUUCCUGGAUUCACUGAAGAGAAGCCAUUUUUCAGCCCAACGAGUCGUAUUUACAAACAGCACCAUUGAUGACGUCAUGUGGAAUUCUUGCAGAGUGAAGUUGGCAGUGAACGUGCCGUCAAUUCGCGGCAAAAGUGGGGUUAACGUGCAUCGCUCUGAAAAAUUCCAUUUCCCGGGAUUUUCCACAGUCCUGGGCAGAUUUUUCAUCUCUUCUGCCUCCAGAUCACAGCCUCCACGCUCUGAAGAGUUGCCAAGUGUAUUCAGUAAAGUGUUUCAUGUGCAAUAGUGACUGGACUGUGAAACUGGAGAUGAUGAAAAAAUCCCAUUAUUUGUGAAUUUCCCAGGAAAAUACCCACCCUAUCCCCAUAUACCCACUCCUUAAGUAUCCACACACUAAAGAGGCUACACAAAACCUGAAGUCAUGGACGAGGUCGUGUUCAGAAUGGAGCAAAAUCUGGAGUCACUCCAGAGCUUUUAGGCCACACUAAUCAGAGUUUCUUCCCGCCUUUGAGAAGGUGCGCCUCGGGAUGGCGGCUGAGAGUGGGAUGCGGAUAGUCCGCCAGGCAUCAGAUGAGAGCAGGAAUAUGGCGCUGAGGGCCCUCAGAGAUCCUUCCUUCGAUGGCGUUCGCAGCUCGUGGCAGAACUUCUGGAAUAGCUGUCUGGAUUUCCUAGAGCGGGUCAGACACUCGGCAGUGGAGCUGGCAGAUCCGCAGAUACUCUACGAGCAGCUGCAGCUGUACUUCAGGGACGAGAUCUCGAGGAACAACGCCUUCUUCGUGUGCGUGGGACUCGGCUUGGGCACUGCUGGCGGCUUCUUUCUGGGCCUCUGGCUGGCGCGACCCACCUUGGCCAGGCCAGUGAUGAAAGCCAUCAUGUGCACCUCCUUCAGAUCGCCGGAGAGCGUCUCUCUGUCUAGAACGCCUGUGCCGCAGAUGUUCUUUGGAACGGACAUUCUCGUGCGCAUUCGGGCGGCUUCUUUCCACCGCCUGGACGAGCAGAUCACGCGCGGCUACGGCCACACGCUACGCCAGAUGAUCACACACGCCCCAGAGACGCCGCUGGUGCUCGGCAGAGCGGCGGCUGGUGUCGUCGAGGCCGUGGGCAGAGACUGUCGGAGCGGCCUGGAGAUCGGCGACGAAGUGUGGCUCGUGGCGCCCUGGCAUGCGCCCGGAGUGGCGUGCGAGGCUGCCGUGGUGCCGGAGAGUCGCGUGGGCCGGAAGCCCUUCAUCACGGGCUUCGAGGGCGCCGCCAGUCUACCAUACAGCGGCUGUGUGGCGCUGGGGGCGCUCAAGCAGGCGGAUUUGGGCGAGCACAACUGCUCAGGCAAGCGGAUCCUCGUGCAGGACGGCUGCUCGCCCGUCGGCUGCGUCCUCACGCAGCUCACGAAAAAGUGGGGCGCCACCGUAACGGCCACGUGCUACGUGAGAUCAGUUCCUGUGAUCCGAGCUCUGGGAGCCGACGAUGUGAUCACUCUGCGCGGCGAGAGUCCCUCAGACGGACUGUUUCUCUCCACCGACUCGAGUCUCCUAGAGAAAUUCAACCUCAGCAAUGUCCUGGCUACGCGCGAGGACACCUUCGACGUCAUCUUCUUCACCAAUCACGUGAGCUACGACAGAUCCUUCCUGUACAAACACCUGCGUACCGGCGGCAGGAUCAUCGACACGUGCGAAGCGCCGCUCUGGUCCGACAAUCUCGGUUUCCUGGGGCGCUUCUUCCUCUCCUGGCUCGUGUCGCUGCGCCGCCUCGCCGGCUGGGCCAUCAGGAGCCCCCCGGACUGGGGCGGCCCGCAUUUGUGCCACCACGCGCUGGACAGACUCGCCGGCUAUGUGAACGACGGCCUCCUGCAGACCGUCGUGGACCAAGUGUUCACGCCCGAGGACGCUCAGCGCGCCAUCGAGCACAUCUGCAGCGAGAAGGCCAUCGGGAGCACCAUUGUGACCUUCCGCGAUGGCAAAUAGUAAAACAAUUGCAGUUAAAUGUACAGAAGAAACUGUGGCUU
Phlebotomus argentipes is the source of this 2017-nucleotide messenger RNA. Its product is annotated as reticulon-4-interacting protein 1, mitochondrial-like. Lineage: Eukaryota; Metazoa; Arthropoda; Insecta; Diptera; Psychodidae. Gene Ontology annotation, cellular component: mitochondrion. Gene Ontology annotation, molecular function: oxidoreductase activity. The transcript is spliced from 4 exons. The record is from RefSeq and is a predicted model, not a curated record. The coding region runs from base 546 to 1976 and encodes 476 amino acids.